This is a messenger RNA of Aspergillus melleus, 2196 nucleotides long. RefSeq names its product LipA and NB-ARC domain protein. Gene Ontology annotation, molecular function: protein binding. The record is from RefSeq and is a predicted model, not a curated record. The transcript has 6 exons. The coding region runs from base 1 to 2196 and encodes 731 amino acids. NCBI's taxonomy places the organism in Eukaryota, Fungi, Ascomycota, Eurotiomycetes, Eurotiales, Aspergillaceae.
AUGGAUGCCGGAGAGCAUGAGUUUCCCUUCUUAGAGGAGGUUUAUACCCCUGCCGAACAGCCCAAAAUCGACUUUGUGUUUGUUCAUGGACUCAAUCCUCGCGGUCGGAACGAUCACCCCUUCGAAACAUGGACGCAUCAGAAUGGAACCUUCUGGCCUAGGGACCUCCUUCCUCGUGACAUUCCCCAGGCGCGGGUCUUUGUCUAUGGCUACAAUUCCAACAUCGCGAACCCCCAGGCUAUGUCCACGGCGAGUGUGAGGGACCAUGCGAACACUUUACUGAAUCUGUUGGAUAUGGAGAGGAGCCCGCAGUUGAAUGCUCGACUUCCUAAAAUCAUCUUUGUCGGGCAUAGUUUGGGUGGUUUGGUGAUCAAACAGGCACUACUCAACGCCCAAGAAGACCCCAAGUACACCUCCAUUCGAACCGGCACCUCCGGCCUCGUCUUCUUCGGCUGUCCUCAUCAUGGAACCAAGGGAGUCGAACUGGGUAAGAUCGCAGCCAAGGUCGCACAGUUCGUCUCCAAGGGCCAUGCCAGCAAUGACCUACUGGACUGUUUGCAGCAUAAUUCCCUGUUUACGAGACAGAUGAGCGCGCGCUUUUCGCACCAGCUGGAGGAUUACAAGGUCGUCAGCUUUAUCGAGGGAAAGGAGGUCAUCCUUGGAGGUGCUGGGCCCGCGUCUCUCAGUCACCUGGUUGUCGAUGAAGAGUCUGCCGUACUCGGCCUACCUGGGCAGCGCGAGACUCGCCUCAAGCUUGACGCAGACCACUCGCAGAUGUGCAAAGUCGGAACAGCCGGACCAAUGUACAAGCUCAUCAAAGGAAACAUCAAGCAAAUCGCCGACCAGGUCCUCGUCGCCGAGCAGGGAUAUAUUCCUCAACCGUCGGCAGCGUCGCGUCGGCCUCCCCCCGUUCCACCACGAAUGCAUCUCAACAGCAGUGCGCCUUAUCCACCCAGUCGCUCGCCUGCUCCGGCCCAACGAGUCGUGGGUACGCUAUUUGCGCCCUUGGACAAUGAUCCCCGGUCUGUGCAGGCUGCCGAGCAUAAGAACAAUUGGCAGUGGGAUAAGGCGCGAGAUCUUGAGUAUGCCGUUUUUCAGGACCAUCUGCGCACACUGGGUCCAGAUCAUCACAGCACACUUCAAGUUGGGUACAACCUGGCGGAGAUUGAUCUGCGUUCCGAGUACUUGAGCAAGGCGGCCGAAUGGUGCGAGUGGGUGUCGAACAACAGUGCGCGCAUAUUCGACAGGCGACACCCGCUCACGAUGAAGGCUGAAAGUCUCAUGGGCGAGAUUCUCUGCCAUCAGGGAAAGAACCAAGAAGGCGAGUCUGUCUGUGCCAACGUCCUGGCUAAGCAACAAAUGACCAUUGGCGAGGAGGACCUCGACACCCUAGAGACCCGUCGUCGACUGGCAGUCGCCUAUGCCUGUCUCGGUCGCAAAGAAGAGGGUGUGUCCGCGGCUGAAAAGCGAACCGCCAGCCUGCAGAGUCUCCUGGGCGAGAACCAUAUCCAAGUCUUUGCAUCAGUGCUCUGCACGGCCGAGCUGGUUGUCUCAAACUACGCCCAGAGCGACAGGGAGAGACUCGCCGCUCGAUUCAACCCGCAGACGCAGGAGACAGUCAAGGGCAUUGCGAAGAUCUUUCGCGAGAUAAAUAGCAUUCUCGGGCCUCGCCACCCGCUGACUAUCUGGGGACUACGGAUUCUUGGGGCCAGCCAGAUGAACGCGAAUAACAGCAUCACCGAGCCAUCGGAAACCCUCCGCCGCGCUCUGGCCAGCGCGGAGGAGUAUCUUGGGCAUGACCACCCCGAGACCCUCAAUAUUGUUGCGCUCAUGGGAACUAUGUAUGUGAUGCAGGGAAGUCUCGGUAUGUUUUCGUACAGUUCCAAUGGCAGCAAUGUAGAUAUGGCGGUCCCCUGGCUCCGGCGAUAUCUUGACUGGGCCGAGCACCGCCUUGGUCCGAGCAACCCGGAUAUACAUGCGACUCUCGGCCUGCUAGGGAACAUGUACUUCUCCAGCCAGCGGUAUCUUGAGGCACAGCAGUAUUAUGACAAGCUGGUAAGUGUGUGUGAGCAAACAAACACCGAGCUGCCGCAGGAUGUCCUCAACAACAUUCAGUUAUGCCAGUUGAACACACAGUAUUUGAUGCCAAAAAGAGGCGCAGGACUGCAGGGUUUGUUGAAGUCAUUUCAGCGAUGA